GAGAAAAACCCUCCAACCUCUCUCACUGCUCAAGCUUGUGUGUGUGUGUGUGUGUGUGUGUGUGUCUCCCUCACAACAUAAAGGCGACGUUCAGGGCGAAAAACUUGCAAUUCAUGGCAUGGAGGAGUCAGCGGGCAGCCUCGGCCCUCUGAUCUGUGUGAGGUUAGGCGGAUGAGGAGCAGCUCAUGGUCUGAACGCACUAAUCAUCGAGCCGAAGCGAAGCCUCGUCUAGCUGCCUGAGUGUUGUCCUCUUUCCCCCCCUCCUCUCUUCCCUUUCCUUUCCCCGAGUUCUUUUUCUUGUCCUCGGUGAAAUCCGACACAGGUUGUCUCUCUGCAGACUGGAUGGCAGAUCGAGGCUAACUGCCGUGCGUAUUUCGCGGUCACAACUGUAGCAGGAGGACAGCAGGACAUUUUUUUGAAAUACUGCAGCGAUUCAGAUGCUUUCAACUUUGAGCGAGAGGGACAACCCCUAAAGCCCCCGUUUUUACACGAGGGACAGACACACAGACAUCUCCGUCAUCCCCCCCUCCCCUCCUCCUCCUCCUCGUCCUCCUCCAGCCUCACGAAAAGGAUUCGUUUUGGUGAACGGCGACCAGAGCACCGACGGGGGAUCAUGGCAGCUACUUUAUCGGUGGAGGAAGAACAGGCCACCAGGCAGUUUCUGGAGGAAAUCAACAAAUGGACCAGUCAGCAUGGAGUGUCGCCGCUGUCCAGGGAAUUGGCCGUCAAGUUCCUCAUGGCUCGCAAGUUUGACGUCCUCCGAGCCAUCGAGCUAUUCCACAGCUACAGGGAAACACGUCUUAAAGAAGGAAUCGUCAGACUUCAGCCUCAGGAAGAACCUCUGCGCUCGGAGCUGCUCAGCGGAAAGUUCACCGUGUUGAGUGUACGGGACCCUUCAGGGGCCUCCAUUGCCUUGUACACGGCCAAGCUUCAUCACCCAAACAAGACAGGCAACCAUGUGGUCCUUCAGGCCCUCUUCUACCUCCUGGAUCGGGCCGUGGAAAGCUUCGAGACCCAGAGGAAUGGUUUGGUAUUCAUCUAUGACAUGGCAGGCUCCAACUACACAAACUUUGAGUUGGACCUGAGCAAGAAGAUCCUCAACCUGCUCAAGGGGGCGUUCCCCGCCAGGCUGAAGAAGGUGUUGAUUGUGGGGGCCCCUGUUUGGUUUCGAGUGCCCUACAAUCUGCUUAGCCUGCUGCUCAAAGAGAAACUUCGGGAGAGGGUUCAGAUGGUGAAAAUGGCCGAGCUGCGGCAGCACCUACCCAGAGACUGCCUCCCCCAACACCUCGGUGGGCUGCUGCCUCUGGACGCAUACAGCUGGAAUCAGCAGCUACUGGCGGGUCAGAACGGCCGAGUAGACCCAGUGGACGAGCUGGUGGGAAUCCCAUUGGAAGAUGCUUCCAUUCAUGUCCCCGGACCGGAGUCCAUGCGCCCGCAGGAGCUGCUGACAUACCUCGGCAGGCUUCAGCGCUCAGGAAUCCAUCAAGAGUAUGAGGAGCUCCGCAAAGAACCGCCGCCCGGAACCUUUCACUGUGCACAAACAGCCUACAAUCAGGAGAAGAAUCGCUAUGGAGAUGUGUUGUGCCUUGAUCAAACAAGAGUUCGUUUGAAAGCCAGAAGGAAUGAGAGGUCAGACUACAUCAAUGCAAGCUUCAUGGACGGCUACAAACAGAGGAAUGCAUAUAUUGGUACUCAAGGACCACUGGAAAAGACCUAUGGUGACUUCUGGAGAAUGGUCUGGGAACAAAAUGUGCUUGUUAUCGUCAUGACAACCAGGACAGACGAGGGUAGUCGGAGGAAGUGUGGACAGUAUUGGCCUCUGGAGGAAGGGGGGCAGGAGGUCUAUGGCCAUAUGGCAGUGGUUAACCAAAGGGUUGACCACCACACCCACUACAACCACACCACCCUCGAACUGCACAACACUGAGACAUGUGAACAGAGACAAGUGAGUCAUUUCCAGUACCUCAGCUGGCCUGACUAUGGCGUUCCCACCUCAGCAGUGACGCUCAUUGACUUCCUGGGAGCUGUGAAGAGACAGCAAAGGAAAAUGGUGAAGGCUAUGGGACCUCAGUGGACAGGCCAUCCCCUGGGCCCCCCAGUGGUGGUCCACUGCAGUGCAGGAAUUGGGAGAACAGGUACCUUCUGUGCCCUGGACAUCUGUCUGUCCCAGCUACAGGACGUAGGCUCACUAAAUGUAUGCCAGACGGUGCGACGCAUGAGAACACAGAGGGCCUUCAGCAUUCAGACCCCAGACCAGUACUACUUCUGCUACAAUGCCAUUUUGGAGCACGCUCAAAGGCAGGGCCUGCUCCCAGCCAAUCAGUGAGCUUCAGCCCUGACUUCCUAAACCAGUUUCUGCAGUCAGUCUGUUAACCCCAAGCCGUGUUGUGUGACCAAUUAGUGAGCCCAGGAAAGUUAACUUCCUCACAGAAGCUGUCUUUUGAAACUAGGCCAUCGUUCAUUUGCAAGGUAGACUGAGACAAGACAGUGACAGGAAAAGGCUUGAGUGUCGACAUUACAGUGUUUCAAUGUGACAAUAUUCUCGCCACCAACAAUGUGACAUGUUGUUUCUAGCUGAACACAUCUCAAAGUAUGUGGCAGCGUGAACAAACUGCUCUUGUGUUGUGCAGUUUUGUGGUCUGUGGUCAGGUGCAUUGGGUGAAGUGAGGGAGAUGGUGUUCAUUAACCUCUUGUUUAUUUAUCUGCCACUUUAAAGCAAUGGUUUAGGGGACCUUAGAGGAGUAGUUCACCCCAAAUUAAUAAUUCUGCCCUGAUACACUCAUCCCAUAUCAGUUAGAAUUCCACUAAAGUUUGAAAGACUUUCAAUCGAAUUUCAGGUAAAUUCUCCCUAAAUGCUAAAGUCAUAGUCAUAACUACUGUACAUAGAUAAUAUCUCAGUCAGUGCAUGAAGAAAGCACUAAACUUAAUUUUGAAAGAGCUAUGAUGGAACUACAGUGGUUAAAUUUUAUGCUCUUUGGACACAAAAUGUAUUUAUUGGAGUUUCAAAUGACUUGAGCGAGUUACAAGCUGUUGACACAAUUUUAAUUUUGGGGUGAAAUGAUUCUUGAGUGCACAAUUUUUAUUCCAAACAGAGAGCUUCAUCUCCCAUGCCAUGCAACAAGAAUAGGCUUUGCUAAGAUUAUUUUAAGGUAAACUUUUACACCUCCUGUGUACAGGAAAUAUUGCAAUCAUUGUAGUACAUUUUUAGCAUGUGGUAUGUGUCACAUAGAUGGUACGAGCUAGUUCUGCAUCGUCUCAGGAGUGUCAUACUGAGCACAGGGAGGUGAAACUGCUCGACUUGUUGCCACGAAACAAGUUAGUCAAAACAUUUUUCGCUUGCAGAUGAGUUUCAUCCAGGACGAUGAUCAGGUUGCAAACUCCCAUCUGUCACCACUCAUCAAACCGAAGUCUGUGCGAUCGCCCUUUUAGUUUUAGCUUUGUUUGUCCGUCUGUAUCCACUGAAACCCAGACCUUCUCUCUCUCCCUCUCUCUCCUAAAUGUUGAGAUUUACUGACUCGCAGUGCAGACGGCGACCAGCAUCCGGCCGCCUUUGCUCACUAGCUGUGCCAUCGUGCUUUAGUGAUUGUGAGAAUGUAUUGCUGAGCGCCCAUGCACACAUUUAGAGCAGUCCUACACCAUCAAAGCGUACAUCUGUGGAAGUCAUCGGUUAAGACCUCAUGAGUAGUGCAAUACUUUUUUUUUCUUCUUACACAAAUCAUUUGUUAGCACUUUUAAAUAACUAUUCCCAAUGUGCUCUGAGAUUAGUCAGCAUGGCGAUAUGAUGGGAUGACAAGUAAAACUUAAUUCUGUAGGUCUACAUGUGAUGCUGGGAUAACUUGAUUGUUAAUGUUAAAUUUAGUAAUGCUUAAAUAUAAAACAUUUAGUGACAUUUUGGACUUACUGUAAACAUCUGCAUAGAGCUUUAUUGGGACAAAUCAAGAGGAUUUUACGGGGAAACCAGAAGUUAAUUACAGAAUAAUUGAAUAAGCAUGCACAAAUCUGUGCCUACACCCUAUAAAGUCCUUCUUGGGCACUCCAGAGUCAGUCAGAGGUUUUGUCUGAAGUAUAUUUUCAUUAUUAUUGUUGUUCAUUUGAGUUCAACAGACUGUGGCUGUAAUCAGUGCUUUUCAUCUGGUCCCGGUAUCUUGCCAUCAUUAUUAUUAUUAUUAUUAUUAUUGUAGAGUACAUGUACAAAAACUGAGUGUCUGUGUCAUACGUUGCAUUAUGUUGUUGCUGGAUGGAAAAAAAAGUGUUCUUUACUACAGAAUUCAUAUUGAAUUUGCUUGUAGUGAAGCAUUUUUUAAGUCUGCCAUCCUCAUGCACUCUGAUUUUAGAAUUAUGUUUCCUUUCAAUGAUGGACGCAAAAUGACCCUAUUUUAUUUUUCUAUUGUAUUCAACAGCUGUUUUCAUACGAUUACCCAGGAUAUACAGUUAUCUACAUUAAUUUUAUAUUUGUUUUAUUAUAACCUAUUACUUUAUCAUUCGUAUGACUAUUGAAUCAAGCUAUACUGUAUUAAAUACAAACUGUCAACAUA
This is a messenger RNA of Scatophagus argus, 4535 nucleotides long. It is a transcript of the gene ptpn9a, whose product is annotated as protein tyrosine phosphatase non-receptor type 9a. Lineage: Eukaryota; Metazoa; Chordata; Actinopteri; Scatophagidae. Gene Ontology annotation, biological process: protein dephosphorylation. The record is from RefSeq and is a predicted model, not a curated record. The coding region runs from base 614 to 2326 and encodes 570 amino acids. The transcript is spliced from 13 exons. Gene Ontology annotation, molecular function: protein tyrosine phosphatase activity.